This is a messenger RNA of Trachemys scripta elegans, 1784 nucleotides long. RefSeq names its product growth hormone secretagogue receptor (gene GHSR). The record is from RefSeq and is a predicted model, not a curated record. Gene Ontology annotation, molecular function: growth hormone secretagogue receptor activity. Gene Ontology annotation, biological process: G protein-coupled receptor signaling pathway; hormone-mediated signaling pathway. Bases 1 to 1077 code for a protein of 358 amino acids. Gene Ontology annotation, cellular component: plasma membrane. The transcript has 2 exons. NCBI's taxonomy places the organism in Eukaryota, Metazoa, Chordata, Testudines, Emydidae.
AUGUGGAACCAGAGCGGCUCGCCGAACUCCAGCGCGCGCGCCCCGGGCUACGAGAACGACACCUGGCCCGAGUACCCCGUGCACCUGUUCCCAGCCCCGGUGCUGACGGGCAUCACGGUCACCUGCAUCCUCCUCUUUGUCGUUGGGAUUCUAGGCAACCUCAUGACCAUGCUGGUGGUGUCCAGGUUCCGAGACAUGCGGACUACGACCAACCUCUACCUGUCCAGCAUGGCUUUCUCCGACCUGCUGAUCUUUCUCUGCAUGCCCCUGGACCUCUUCAGGCUCUGGCAGUACCGACCCUGGAACUUCGGAGACCUCCUCUGCAAGCUCUUCCAGUUCGUCAGCGAAAGUUGCACUUACUCCACCAUCCUCAACAUCACAGCCCUGAGCGUGGAGAGGUACUUCGCCGUCUGUUUCCCCCUCAAAGCAAAAGUAGUGAUCACCAAAGGGAAAGUCAAGCUGGUCAUCCUGGUCCUCUGGGCUGUGUCCUUUGCAAGCGCGGGACCUAUUUUUGUCUUGGUUGGGGUUGAGCACGAGAAUGGAACGAACCCCUUGGACACCAACGAGUGCAGAGCUACGGAGUAUGCGAUCAAAUCAGGGCUGCUCACCAUCAUGGUCUGGACCUCCAGCGUCUUCUUUUUCCUGCCUGUGUUUUGCCUGACUGUGCUUUACAGCCUUAUUGGGAGGAAAAUCUGGAGGAGGAAGAGAAAGAACAUGGGACCACAUACCUCUAUCAGGGACAAGAACAACAAACAAACUGUGAAAAUGUUAGCUGUGGUGGUGUUUGCUUUCAUACUCUGCUGGUUGCCUUUUCAUGUAGGACGAUAUUUGUUUUCCAAAUCCUUUGAAGCCGGAUCCUUGGAGAUAGCUGUGAUCAGCCAGUACUGCAACUUGGUGUCCUUCGUCCUCUUCUACCUUAGUGCUGCCAUCAACCCUAUCCUGUACAACAUUAUGUCUAAGAAGUAUCGAGUCGCGGCUUGCAGGUUGUUUGGACUCAAAGCACUCCCAAAGAACAGAUUCUCUGUUACAAAGCAGGAACAUUCUUGUGCUUGGACAGAAUCUAAUGUGAUUACAUGACAACCUAUAUCAAGUGCUAAAGCAUCACUUACCAAUAUUACACAGAAAGCCAUAAUGAAAGAGAAAGAUAUUCAAAGCAAAAUGUAAAGCAGUAUUCCUGUUCAUCAUUGGGGCUUGCUAAAAGAUAUGAUGUAGACAGUUAAAGAUAAGAAAAAUGAGUGGAGCAUUGAGCAGAUAACGGGUGAUCCAUGCUGACAGAACUCUAGUAUUAUUUUCCUGCAGCUUUUGGUGCCUAUGAUUUUAUAUGAAAGACACUGGCAAGGGAGCUGGACUUUACCAUUAAAAAGCAGGAUGCAACCCUGUCCAUCUUACUUAUGUGACUUCAUUGGGAGCUAAGGUGAGCAGGAUUUGUCCCGUGAUAAUCUUAACAUGUCAAUGGAAUCAGGAUAGCAAUCAGAUCAACUUCAUUGAGAGUUUUGCCUAAGUAAAGAUGAGGCCCUAGAAGAAGUUUAAUUCAGCUGCCUUUUGCAGGUAAACAUUGAAUUUGUUGUGCUAUGCCAUAAUCAUGAUCAAAAGCAUUCAAGGGGAAAUGAUUUAUGAAAGAGAAAGGAAUAAAAGUGGAAAAGUUUUAAACAUGCUAAAAAUCAGUGGCCUUCAGAUCAUGUCAGAACAGAAGGGAAAUAAAAACAAUACAUUUAGGCAGAACUGCCUUACAAAGCAAUUAGAGCAGUACUGAUUUUUUUUUUAAUGUAUCAGUGUGGCAAGUA